Messenger RNA from Pungitius pungitius (ninespine stickleback), 893 nucleotides. It is a transcript of the gene dnlz, whose product is annotated as DNL-type zinc finger. Lineage: Eukaryota; Metazoa; Chordata; Actinopteri; Perciformes; Gasterosteidae. The transcript is spliced from 3 exons. Gene Ontology annotation, cellular component: mitochondrion. Gene Ontology annotation, molecular function: protein-folding chaperone binding; zinc ion binding. The record is from RefSeq and is a predicted model, not a curated record. Gene Ontology annotation, biological process: protein stabilization; protein import into mitochondrial matrix; protein folding. Bases 67 to 690 code for a protein of 207 amino acids.
CCACGCCGAGGUGCUCGUUGAUGCGCUUGGAACAGUGGCGUUGUAGUAGCAUAACAAACAGCCGUCAUGUUUAUUUUACAUAAGUGCCUUGCCAUCGUUCGUACGGCGGGUUCUUCCCCGGGCACCACGCUGACUGUGGGCCGCUCGUUCCGGUCUUUUCACGCUGGUUCCGCUGGUUCCGGUCUCUCGUCCGGUGCUGCGCUAAACUGUCGUCCUCCGGGACCGCCGUCUGCCGCAGUGAGGUCGGGCUUCCCCUCCUCUCGGGACCGGCGCGUUUUGUUACCCGCUGACAGGCGUGAAGCACGCCGCGGCGGUUCUAGAAUACUCUCAACCUCACCGAGUAACGGAGGUGACGCUAUUGGAAAGAUCCAGGCGACGCAUUAUCAACUCGUGUACACGUGCAAGGUUUGUUCUACCAGGACGACUCAGAAGAUUUCCAAGCAGGCCUAUCACAAAGGUGUCGUGAUAGUGACCUGUCCGGGAUGUGAGAAACACCACAUCAUUGCAGAUAACCUCAGCUGGUUCUCCGAUCUGGAAGGGAAGAGAAACAUUGAGGAGAUCCUCGCUGCCAAAGGAGAGACAGUGAAGAGGAUUGAAGGAAGUGCUGCUUUCGAGAUAAUGGAAGAAUCUAUGAAAGACAACUCUCAACAUAUUGAAAACACAGAGAAAUCAGACCCAGAAAAAAAAUAAUGCCUCAUUUACACUGUGUUUGUGUAAGCUGUUUAUAUCUUACUAUAUAAUAAAUGCAAAAUGUUUUAUUAUUGGAUUUGUUGCUAUGGUUUCGGAGGAAAGGAAAAGAUUAUUGUGUGACAUGCAUCUUGUAUCCGGGGACAUAACUAUAAGCUUAGCAAACUGACAGUAAAAGGCAGAUAUGCAUUUCAAACCCUAACAUU